This is a messenger RNA of Gaeumannomyces tritici R3-111a-1, 1077 nucleotides long. RefSeq lists its product as hypothetical. Gene Ontology annotation, cellular component: EMC complex. The coding region runs from base 92 to 886 and encodes 264 amino acids. The record is from RefSeq and is a predicted model, not a curated record. Lineage: Eukaryota; Fungi; Ascomycota; Sordariomycetes; Magnaporthales; Magnaporthaceae. The transcript is spliced from 3 exons.
CGACCAUCGACGACAACCCACAGCUCACUCCCCAGCUAAACCGCCACAAUUCCCCAGGGCAAACGAGACCAACCUCUCGCACCCCUCCAAAAUGAAAUUCCCCCUCCUCUCCCUCCUCGGCCUAGCCGGGAGCGCCCUAUCCUCAUCCGCCGCCGCCGCCGCCAUCCUCUUCACGAUCCCCGCCUCGCACGCCGUCCCGAACCCCAACGCCCUCGCGGCCGCCACGCGCGCAACGCUCUCGGCCCGGGGCGGCCCGUCCCUGUCCGCGCCGCUCACCGCGUCCAACGGCUUCGUGUUCCCGCGCGUGCCGCCGGGCUCGUACCUGCUCGACGUGCACAGCGGCUCGCACGCCUUUGCGCCGCUGCGCGUCGACGUGGCGCCCGCGGGCGCGGGCGUCGGGGCCGCCUCGGCGGGCAGGAAGCAGGAGCCGCAGCGGCUGGCCGUCUCGGCCUGGGAGACAUUCCGCGGCAACGACUGGGGCAACAAGGGCGAGGCGGCGAGGCGGGCUGAGGACGGCGGCGGGGCGUUCGAGGUUAGGUGUCUGGGGAGGAAGGAGUACUACAUGGAGCGCAGCAGCUUCUCCGUCCUGAGCAUCCUCAAGAACCCCAUGAUCCUGCUCGCCAUGGUCAGCAUGGGCAUCUUCCUCGGCAUGCCGUACCUGCUCGAGAACAUGGACCCCGAAGUCCGCGCCGAGUUCGAGUCCCGGCAGAAGAGCAACCCGAUGAGCGCGGUGCUGGGCGGCGGCGGCCAGCCCGGCGGCGGCUUUGAUAUGGCCGCCUUCCUCGCCGGCUCCAACAACAACGGGCCCAAGAGGGAAGACGCCGGCACCCCGCCGCCCCAGUCGAGCACGGGCAAUGGCGGAGGCAAGAAGAACCAGCGGAGGUGAUGGAACGUGCCGUGGAAUGUGUGCGGUGCGAGACAUGGGCUAAGAUAUAGCGGAGCACACGAGAACGGGUAGUUUGAGCUUCGCAUAGGUGCAUAUCUAGACAGUGUACAAUCGCCGCGGCGGCUUGUUCAUGCGCUAUAGACUGGUAGAUUUCAAGCUUGACUUGUACAGAAUUGACGACUCUGAAGCCA